AGAAAGUGGGGGAACACAUUACAGCUACCGCACUAGUGCAGUGACGGUGAUAGAGCGAAACUUUUCGCUACCGCUCUCUCUAGAAACCAUUCAAAUUCCCUUUUUCCAUUCACACUAUGAAUCACACCCCCAAAACCCUAGAAAAAAAUUUGAAAAUUCUCCAUUAUUCUCUCCUUUUCUCCUAAUUCAAUGCAACCGCCCACCGUUUUCAUGCGAAUUUGGGGGAUCUCUUCCAUUUUCCAGUGAUCUAAAUCGCCCUUUGGGGCUUGGGUUUGGUGAUUUAGGGUUCGGGGGGAGGUGAAAUCGGGGGGCGAUGGGGUUGGAUUUGGGAGAUUUGGUUACGAAAUUGGGGAAGGCGACCUCGGAUUACCAAUCGGUUGUGUCGAUCAAUCUCUUCGUGGCGCUGCUGUGCGCGUGCAUCGUGAUCGGGCACCUCCUCGAGGAGAAUCGAUGGAUGAACGAGUCCAUCACCGCGCUCCUCAUCGGGCUGUGUUCUGGAGUUGUGAUACUCCUCACCACGCAGGGGAAGAGUUCACAUGUUCUCGUGUUUAGUGAGGAUCUCUUCUUCAUAUAUUUGCUCCCGCCGAUCAUCUUCAAUGCUGGGUUCCAAGUUAAAAAGAAACAGUUCUUCCGCAAUUUCAUGACAAUCGUACUGUUUGGUGCCGUUGGGACAUUGAUCUCCUUUGUCAUAAUUUCACUGGGUGCAAUAGGACUGUUCAACAAACUUGACAUAGGUGCAUUAGAAAUUGGAGAUUAUCUUGCGAUUGGAGCAAUCUUUUCUGCAACUGAUUCAGUUUGCACCUUACAGGUGCUUAAUCAAGAGGAGACACCUUUACUCUAUAGUCUGGUCUUUGGUGAAGGUGUUGUUAAUGAUGCCACGUCAGUCGUGCUAUUCAAUGCAAUUCAGAACUUUGAUCUUGUUCAUACUGAUGCCCUUGUUCUGCUAAAGUUUGUCGGAAAUUUCCUUUACCUAUUUGCAACCAGCACCUUUCUUGGUGCAUUUGCUGGGUUGCUUAGCGCCUAUAUUAUCAAGAAAUUAUAUUUUGGCAGACAUUCCACUGAUCGAGAAGUUGCCCUUAUGAUACUCAUGGCAUAUCUUUCUUAUAUGCUUGCAGAAUUGUUAGAUCUGAGUGGUAUACUCACUGUGUUCUUCUGUGGGAUUGUAAUGUCACACUACACAUGGCAUAAUGUGACAGAAAGUUCUAGAAUAACUACCAAGCAUGCUUUUGCUACAUUGUCUUUUAUUGCCGAAAUAUUCCUUUUUCUUUAUGUCGGCAUGGAUGCUUUGGACAUUGAAAAGUGGAAGUUUGUAAGUAACAGCCCUGGCAAGUCAAUUAGUUUGAGCGCGAUACUGUUGGGCCUGGUAUUGGUUGGAAGAGCUGCUUUUGUUUUCCCGCUGUCUUUAUUAUCCAACUUGAGUAAAAAAUCUCCAAAUGAAAAAAUCACAUUUAGGCAACAGGUGAUAAUAUGGUGGGCAGGUCUUAUGAGAGGAGCAGUAUCCAUUGCGCUAGCUUACAAUAAGUUCACUAGAUCUGGCCAUACUCAACAGCCUAGCAAUGCAAUCAUGAUCACCAGCACAAUCACCGUUGUUCUUUUCAGCACCAUGGUUUUUGGGUUACUGACUAAGCCUCUCAUAAGAUUCUUGCUGCCUAGAAGACAUCUGACCCGGGACCUCAGCAUGAAUUCAGAUCCUCCGAGUCCGAAGUCAUUCCUCGCCUCUCUUCUCGAGAACGAGCAGGGAUCCGGGGAGGGAACAGGUCAAAAUAUCACUCGCCCAACAAGCCUCCGCAUGCUCCUCACUGCGCCGGCUCGAUCGGUCCACCACUACUGGCGUAAGUUCGAUGAUGCCAUCAUGCGGCCGGUGUUCGGCGGCCGUGGCUUUGUUCCAGUCGUGCCCGGUUCCCCGACUGAAGCGACUUCCAAUGCGUGGCACUGAAUGCUAGAAAUACACCAAAAGGAUGUGAAAGAUCAAACCGAGGUCUCGCAAAAUUGUGCCCUACCUAAAAGUUAUAGGGUUCACGGGGCUUUAUGAAAUCUUGGGCACACUUUGCGAGGUAUCAUAUCGUGUUCUAUUAGUUCAUUUUUGCAUUCGACUUCUGUAUGCUAGUGCCUGUAUGCUACUGCUGUAAUGCAAUGUGUAUAUGAGAAUAGAUACUCUGAACCGCACAGCUUGUAGAUUACUUUUGUACGCGCAUGCAUACGUGUUAGUUAAAAGAGUGGUGUCUAGGGUUGUGCUACCAGAUGCAUUUUUCAUAAUUAGGAUGUAAUUUGUUGUAUUUUGCUAUCAUCAGGGGCUGUACUAUACAGAUACUCAAGUUAAUUGCCUAUGUAAAAAAGCUGCUUUACGUCGACAAACUAGUUCACCGUGUUUUGUGUAAUUCGAGCUUUCGGAUAUUGUUGUAGCAGAUCUGGAAUUUGUACAAUAGAAGCAUGCUGCUGCUUCUGCAAACAAUCUUUUGAAAGAGCACUUACUGCAGAAACUAUGGCUAAGGUCUCAAAUCUGCGAAGUUGUCGCUUCCGUCGGAGAAUCGUGUCGUCUGUAGACUGCUUGUUGAUUUUCUUGAUUUUGAUCUGCUGUCUAUUUUAUCUCUACUUUCAUUCUGUUGUAUAUUUUAUGUAAAAAUUAUAAAUCUGGCUAAGAAUGUGAUGGAGAUUUAACUUAA
Messenger RNA from Ananas comosus (pineapple), 2663 nucleotides. RefSeq names its product sodium/hydrogen exchanger 2-like. Gene Ontology annotation, biological process: regulation of pH; proton transmembrane transport; sodium ion transport. Gene Ontology annotation, molecular function: sodium:proton antiporter activity. The coding region runs from base 314 to 1936 and encodes 540 amino acids. The record is from RefSeq and is a predicted model, not a curated record. NCBI's taxonomy places the organism in Eukaryota, Viridiplantae, Streptophyta, Magnoliopsida, Poales, Bromeliaceae. The transcript is spliced from 14 exons. Gene Ontology annotation, cellular component: membrane.